Messenger RNA from Racocetra persica, 312 nucleotides. NCBI's taxonomy places the organism in Eukaryota, Fungi, Glomeromycota, Glomeromycetes, Diversisporales, Gigasporaceae. The record is from the annotation of a GenBank genome assembly.
AACCACAAUUGCGAAAAAAAAUUAUCCCGAAUGUAAUAAUCCUGAAUGUAAUAAUCCCGAAUGUAAUAAUCCCGAAUAUAAUAAUCUCGAAUGUAAUAAUCCCGAAUGUAAUAAUCCCGAAUGUAAUAAUCCCGAAUAUAAUAAUCCCGAAUGUAAUAAUCCCGAAUAUAAUAAUCCCGAAUGUAAUAAUCCCGAAUAUAAUAAUCCCGAAUUCGGGGAGAUAACUAAUAAAUCCCCGUCAUGCGAUCAUAGUGAGACGGGGAAUAAUCAACAGGAGGAAACGUCCAAAUAUAGAUAUGAUUUUCAUUCUCC